Molecule: messenger RNA, 797 nt
Organism: Wallemia mellicola CBS 633.66
Lineage: Eukaryota; Fungi; Basidiomycota; Wallemiomycetes; Wallemiales; Wallemiaceae
Exons: 1
Molecular function (GO): nucleic acid binding; RNA-DNA hybrid ribonuclease activity
Source: RefSeq, a predicted model, not a curated record
AUAGUCUAGCGGUCUUGUCGGCGAUCGUUCAGUUAAAAACGACAAAGACAGGACAAUACUUGAUAAAACAAGUGCUUGACAAAAUCGAAAGGAUCAAAAGAAUGAAAGGAAGAGAAGGAACCAUAGUCCAACUGAACUGGAUCCCAGGACAUACGGGCAUCUAUGGUAACGAACUAGCUGAUAUAACAGCCAACGAGGGAAGGACAAAAUGUAAUCAUUACACUAACAUUGACUUCACACUUAGUACUUCAUACUCAGCAAUGCGACGCAGAAUGCGCGAACGCUAUACAGCUCCAUUGAAAAUUGAAGCUUCGAGAUUGUCAGUCAUCAAGUCCAAUACCUCAAAAACAUCAGCCGGAAAGCUGACAGCUGCAAAAACCGCUAAGAUCCUCAAUGAACUACCCAGAGCGACACGGUGCCUAGCAACCCAGCUACGUACAGGUCACUUCCCUACGACUAAGUCAUAUCGAUACCGAUUCAGGCUAAUCGACUCACCGAAAUGCAGGACGUGCAGCAUAGGUGAUAGCAUCUCGCAUAGAAUAUUUAUAUGUAGAAGACACAUAAUGGCAAGAAUCACCUUGCGAAGAAAGAUAACCAAGAUCAACGUUCGGUUCGAAUUAGGGUCCAAUGCUCAGGAACGCACAAGCUCUUCAAGCCCUUUACGAGUUUUUCAAACCGCAAUUGACUACAUACCAAAGAUACUCCGGUGGUUCGGCGUAACCGAGAAAAUUCCCGGACACGCAAAUCACCAAGACAUUUUACGACACUAGUCAAGAAACGCUUCCCACCAAUUCAAC